Messenger RNA from Tachyglossus aculeatus (Australian echidna), 860 nucleotides. RefSeq names its product lysophospholipase like 1 (gene LYPLAL1). The record is from RefSeq and is a predicted model, not a curated record. NCBI's taxonomy places the organism in Eukaryota, Metazoa, Chordata, Mammalia, Monotremata, Tachyglossidae. The coding region runs from base 63 to 767 and encodes 234 amino acids. Gene Ontology annotation, cellular component: cytoplasm. Gene Ontology annotation, biological process: protein depalmitoylation. The transcript is spliced from 5 exons. Gene Ontology annotation, molecular function: carboxylic ester hydrolase activity; palmitoyl-(protein) hydrolase activity.
AAGUAGAAGCCGGCAGCAUAGAGGGACGGUCCCUGCCCAACGGCGGGCUUCCAGUCUAGGGGAUGGCCUCGCGGCUGCAGCGCGCCGUCAUGACGCCGGCGGGGAAGCACCGCGCCUCGCUCAUCGUCCUGCACGGCUCAGGUGACAGUGGCCAAGGAAUGAAAGGAUGGAUCAAAUGUGUUUUGAAUCAGGAUUUAGCUUUCCAGCACAUAAAAAUCAUUUAUCCAACGGCUCCUCAGAGGCCAUAUACGCCUAUGAAGGGAGGACUCUCUUCUGUCUGGUUUGACAGGUACAAAAUCUCAAUCGACAGCCCAGAACACCUCGAAUCCAUUGACUCAAUGUGCCAGAUACUUACUGAUUUGAUCGAUGAUGAAGUAAAAAGUGGCAUCAAGAAGAACAGGAUACUAAUAGGUGGAUUUUCCAUGGGAGGAUGCAUGGCAUUACAGUUAGCAUAUAGGAAACAUCAAGAUUUGGCUGGAGUGUUUGCUCUUUCUAGUUUUCUCAAUAAAACAUCUGCUGUUUACCAGGCUCUCCAGGAAAAUGAAGGUUGUCUUCCUGAAUUGUUUCAGUGCCACGGGACUGCUGAUGAGUUAGUUUUGCAUUCAUGGGGCAAAGAGACUAACUCGGUGUUAAGAUCUUUGGGGGUGACCACAACAUUUCAUAGUUUUCCAAAUCUUCAUCAUGAGCUGAACCGAAAUGAGCUGGAACAGCUGAAAUCCUGGAUUGUAAAGAAGCUACCCGAAGAAACAGAAACGCUCAGUGCAUAAAUGACACAUUUUGCUGUUCUAAAAUAAUUGAACGUGAACGUCCCACCUUGAUUUUGGCUGAGAUGUUUUUCAGUCGAGGCUUAUGAUCAUUAA